Molecule: messenger RNA, 1909 nt
Organism: Trichoplusia ni (cabbage looper)
Lineage: Eukaryota; Metazoa; Arthropoda; Insecta; Lepidoptera; Noctuidae
Product: aspartate--tRNA ligase, cytoplasmic-like
Exons: 14
Coding region: 146-1756 (536 amino acids)
Biological process (GO): aspartyl-tRNA aminoacylation
Cellular component (GO): aminoacyl-tRNA synthetase multienzyme complex; cytoplasm; cytosol
Molecular function (GO): ATP binding; RNA binding; aspartate-tRNA ligase activity
Source: RefSeq, a predicted model, not a curated record
CAAUUCAGUUUGACACUUUAUGUAGAUAACCUCAUAUUUCUCCGGUGUCUAAAAAAACACGCUUUUGUAUAUACGUGUAAAGAAAUCUCAUACAUAGUGUGUAAAUAAUAGUUUGUAGCUAAAUAAGUGAUUAAACGUUAACAAUAUGGUAGUGUCAGAAGAGCAACCAGCAGCCAUUGAGGGUGACGCAGCAUCUAAAAAGGCGGCAAAGAAAGCCGCCAAGGCAGCAGAGAAGCAACAGAAGAAAGCUGAGCAUAAGGCAGCAUCAGGCCAAUCCCAGAAACAAGCCGAUGCACCCGAAGUCGACGUCUCCGAAGGUCGUUACGGAGUUCUGAAGCUGAUCCAGUCCACCGGAGAGAACAGGGACCGAGUGUACACCGACGUCAAGGAUCUGGGCGUCAAGCUCAACGGGCAGAACGUGUGGGUGCGAGCCCGCCUGCAGACGUCCCGCGCUAAAGGCAAGCAAUGCUUCGCGGUCCUGCGCCAGAGCUCCAGCACGGUCCAGCUGCUCAUCAACGUGAGUGAGGAGAAGCAAGUCAGCAAGCAGAUGGUCAAGUUUACUGGCAACAUAACCAAAGAAUCGAUCAUCGACGUGUACGCGACGGUCGUGAAGACCGCCUCCCCCAUAGAGUCGUGCACCGUCCGCGACGUGGAGCUGGCGGCGGCGCGGCUGUGGCUGGUGUCGGCGGCGCGCGCGCAGCUGCCGCUGCUCGUGGAGGACGCCGCCCGCCCGGAGAAGAACGAUGACCCAGAAGCUCUGAAGAUCCGCGUCCACCAGGACACACGCCUGGACAACCGUAUCCUGGACCUGCGAACUCCCGCCAACCAAGCUAUCUUCAGGAUUGAAGCUGGAGUCUGCAGGCUGUUCAGAGAGAUCCUUACUAAUAAAGGUUUCGUAGAGAUCCACACUCCUAAGAUAAUAUCAGCCGCGUCUGAAGGCGGCGCCAACGUGUUCACAGUGUCGUACUUCAAGAGCUCUGCCUACCUCGCGCAGAGCCCGCAGUUAUACAAGCAGAUGGCCAUCGCGGCUGACUUUGAUAAGGUGUUCACAGUGGGCGCGGUGUUCCGCGCGGAGGACUCCAACACGCACCGCCACCUCACGGAGUUCGUGGGGCUCGACCUCGAGAUGUCCUUCAAGCAGCACUACCACGAGGUCCUCUACACCAUCGCCGACAGCCUCACCGAGAUGUUCAAAGGACUCAGAGACCAGUUUGCAGCGGAGAUAGAGGCAGUUGGGCAACAGUUCCGCGUGGAGCCCUUCAAGUACUUGGAGCCCCCACUCAGGCUGGAGUUCCCACAGGCCAUACAGAUGCUCAAGGAAGCUGGAGUAACAGUCGGCGAGGAGGAUGACCUGUCGACUCCUGACGAGAAGUUGCUGGGCAGGCUGGUGAGGGCCAAGUACGACACCGACUUCUAUAUCCUGGACAAGUACCCACUGGCGGUGCGGCCCUUCUACACCAUGCCCGACCCCAACAACCCGAAAGUAUCGAAUUCCUACGACAUGUUUAUGCGAGGCGAGGAGAUAUUGAGCGGCGCCCAGCGGAUACACGACCCUGAGUUCCUCACAGAGAGAGCCAAACACCAUGGGAUUGAUGUCAGCAAAAUAGCCGCGUACAUCGAAUCUUUCAGACUGGGUUGCCCUCCACACGCAGGCGGCGGGAUAGGCAUGGAGCGUGUAGUGAUGCUGUACCUGGGUCUAGACAACAUCCGCAAGACGUCCAUGUUCCCGCGAGACCCCAAACGCGUCACGCCCUGAUCAUGUACCGACAGACGUGUAGUGAUGCUGUACCUGGGUCUAGACAACAUCCGCAAGACGUCCAUGUUCCCGCGAGACCCCAAACGCGUCACGCCCUGAUCAUGUACCGACAGACGUGUACAUACUUAUCAUAAUAAAUGUAAUCUGUUUGUA